Molecule: messenger RNA, 1099 nt
Organism: Marmota monax (woodchuck)
Lineage: Eukaryota; Metazoa; Chordata; Mammalia; Rodentia; Sciuridae
Gene: Sun3
Product: Sad1 and UNC84 domain containing 3
Exons: 9
Coding region: 134-967 (277 amino acids)
Biological process (GO): nuclear envelope organization
Cellular component (GO): meiotic nuclear membrane microtubule tethering complex; nuclear envelope
Molecular function (GO): protein-membrane adaptor activity
Source: RefSeq, a predicted model, not a curated record
UUGUAGGUUAACUCGAUCAUGGAAGAUUAUCUUAAGUAUAAUAUGUAUAUUUACUUUUCUUCUUGUGGGACUUCUAAACCAUCAUUGGCUUAAACAAACAGAGUUUCAUCAGAAAUCCAGUCAAUUAUAUGCCAUGAUUGCAGAAUAUGGUUCAAGACUUUAUAAUUACCAGAUCAGACUUCGUAUGCCUAAAGAGCAACUGGAACUCUUAAAGAAGGAAAGCCAGACUUUGGAAAACAAUUUUCGUGAAAUUCUAUUUUUAAUUGAACAAAUAGAUGUUCUGAAAGCAUUACUUAGAGAUAUGAAGGCUGGCACAUACAAUUACAGCUGGAACGUCCAAGGAGACACUGCCCAGGACCAGGACAGCUCAGAGACGCUCGAUGAGGAAAUGUCAAACUUGAUACAUUAUGUACUCAAAAAGUUGAGAGGGGACAUGGUACAAAUGGCUGAUUAUGCCCUGAAGUCAGCUGGAGCCUCUAUCAUUGAAGCUGGGACCUCAGCAAGUUACAAAAAUAAUAAAGCAAAACUGUACUGGCAUGGGAUAGGAUUCUUAAAUUAUGAAAUGCCUCCAGAUAUUAUUCUUCAGCCAGAUGUCCAUCCUGGAAAAUGCUGGGCCUUUCCAGGUUCCCAGGGUCAUAUUCUAAUCAAGCUUGCCAGGAAAAUCACACCAACGGCUGUUACCAUGGAGCACAUUUCAGAGAAAGUGUCACCCUCAGGAAACAUCUCCAGUGCACCCAAGGAAUUUUCUGUCUAUGGCAUCACAAAAAAAUGUGAAGGAGAAGAAAUUUUCCUAGGUCAAUUUAUAUACAACAAGACAGAAAACACCAUUCAAACAUUUGAACUCCAGCAUGAAGUUUCUGAACCUUUAUUAUGUGUGAAUCUUAAAAUCCUUAGCAACUGGGGACACCCAAAGUAUACUUGUUUGUAUCGAUUCAGGGUUCAUGGUGUCCCCACUGAUCACACCUAGAGGAUAUGGCACAGAAGGCCAAGACCACAUGUCCAGAAUAUUCUAGGAUUCUCAUUCCUUGAGAUUAGACUGCACCCCUAGAAGUCAAAAAUUGAGAGUGGGAAAGAAACCUCAAAGUAGUUCCUACUUGCC